Messenger RNA from Esox lucius (northern pike), 1897 nucleotides. RefSeq names its product cytochrome P450 2J2-like. The transcript has 9 exons. Lineage: Eukaryota; Metazoa; Chordata; Actinopteri; Esociformes; Esocidae. The record is from RefSeq and is a predicted model, not a curated record. Gene Ontology annotation, molecular function: oxidoreductase activity, acting on paired donors, with incorporation or reduction of molecular oxygen, reduced flavin or flavoprotein as one donor, and incorporation of one atom of oxygen; iron ion binding; heme binding. Gene Ontology annotation, cellular component: intracellular membrane-bounded organelle; cytoplasm. Bases 91 to 1572 code for a protein of 493 amino acids. Gene Ontology annotation, biological process: xenobiotic metabolic process.
GAGGAGCCAGAAGAGAACGGCUACAGAGAGAAAGAGAGGCUAGCAGAGAGCAUUUUUACAUAAGUGUUUGCAUUAACUGGCGUUCUCACGAUGAUUCUACUGGUGGCGUUGGACUAUUUUGAUGUGAACAGCUGUCUGGUGUUCAUCUUUGUGUUUCUCUUGGUGAUGGACAUCGUCAGGAACAGACCUCCACCUAACUUCCCUCCUGGACCCUGGUCUCUUCCUUUCCUGGGAAAUAUCUUCACAGUGCCAGACCCAGAGACUAUGAAAAAGAUGGCGCAGAAAUAUGGUCCAGUGUACAGCCUGCGUCGAGGCAGUGCGAGGGAAAUCUAUAUCUCAGGGUAUAAGAUGGUGAAGGAAGCUCUAGUCAAUCAACUGGACACUUUUGCUGAACGCCCCAUCAUUCCUCUGUUUCACAAAACCAACAAAGCCCUUGGCCUUUCUCUAAGCAAUGGUUACUUAUGGAAAGCCCAGAGGAAGUUUGCCAACACCCACCUGCGUUACUUCGGUGAGGGGACAAAGGGCCUGGAGCACUACAUCCAGCUGGAGAGCAACUUCCUGUGUGAGGUCUUUAAAGAAGAGCAGGGAAGAGGAUUCAACCCCCAUUUCAUCUUGAAUAACGCGGUGGGGAAUGUUAUCUCCUCUGUGGUGUUCGGCCAUCGAUUUGAGUACAGUGAUGAAAACUUCCAGAAGCUCCUACGCUUGAACAACGAGGCUGUGAUACUAUCCGGUACUGCUCGAGCUCAGCUCUUUGAUAUCUUCCCAGGCAUUCUGAAGUACCUGCCUGGUCCCCAUCAAACCAUCCAGUCCAACUAUUGUCAGAUGACAGACAUCCUGCAGGUGGAGAUAGAUAAGCACAAGGAGGACUGGGAUCCAGAGAAUCCCAGGGACUACGUAGACAUGUACCUCACAGAGAUUAACAAGAGGAAGGAGGACCCCAAAGCUGGCUUUGACACAGAGAACCUGCUGGUAUGUACCCUGGACCUGAUUGAGGCUGGGACAGAGACCACUGGCACCACCUUACGCUGGGCUCUGGUCUUCAUGAUGAACUAUCCUGAGACACAAGAGAAGGUACAGGCUGAGAUAGACAGAGUAAUAGGACAAUCCCGCCAGCCCAACAUGUCUGACAGGCCUAACAUGCCCUACACUGACGCUGUCAUCCAUGAGAUCCAGAGGAUGGGAAACAUUUUGCCGCUGGGUUUCCCUAAGAUGUCCAGCAAAGACGCAACACUGGGGGGAUAUUUCAUACCCAAGGGGACGGCCAUCAACACCAUCCUGUCUUCAGUGCUUGUUGACAAAGAUGAGUGGGAAACUCCUGAUACCUUCAACCCAGAGCAUUUCCUGGAUUCUAACAAACAGUUCAGGAAGAGAAACGCAUUCAUGCCUUUCUCAGCAGGUAAGCGAGGAUGCUUGGGGGAGCAUCUUGCCCGUAUGGAGCUGUUUCUGUUUUUCUCCUCCCUGUUGCAGCGUUUCUCCUUCUCUCCAGUCCCUGGAGUUGUGCCCAAUCUGGAGAGGGUCCUGGGGUUCACUCACUCCCCAAAGACGUUUCUGGUCAGAGCUCUACCGCGGUGAACUUUUCCAUACAAGAACUACUCCCCCUCCCCCACAAUCUGACCUACUUCUCCUACCUCCAAACAAAACAUUGUGACUUCCAAACAAUGCCUGCCUGGGGAAAAAAUUGUGAUAGAGAAGUAUGAUUUUUUUUUUGUGUUGAGCAGAUUCCCUGGACAGAGGAUGCUGUAAUAGAAAAAAACAUGUGCUACUUCUACAUUUACAAACUUUAUACAUCAGCUUUUCAAGCAUUUCCAACUUAAAAACUUUUUUGUACAGUGGAUAUAAAAAGUCUACACACCCCUGUUAAAUGUCAGAUUAUUGUGAUGUAAAAGAAUGAGACAAA